Messenger RNA from Auxenochlorella protothecoides, 546 nucleotides. RefSeq names its product Tic20 family protein. NCBI's taxonomy places the organism in Eukaryota, Viridiplantae, Chlorophyta, Trebouxiophyceae, Chlorellales, Chlorellaceae. The transcript is spliced from 5 exons. The record is from RefSeq and is a predicted model, not a curated record. The coding region runs from base 1 to 546 and encodes 181 amino acids.
AUGGUCCAUCACGCUGCCAGAAAUCAAAGCGCUGUGCCGAGGGGGGGCCUGGUGCUCAGAGCCCAGAGGGGUGGCAAUCCUCAGGUCGCAGACCGGGUAGUGUCCUCCCUGCCCUACCUUAUCCCCCUGUUUGAUGGCCUGCGAUAUGGCAAGUUCAUCUUCGUGCAGUACCCUGCAGUCCAGUACGUGCUGGCGCCGCUGCAGCCCCUCAUCAGCCUCUACUUUGGGUUCCCCUUUGCGAGCCUGGUGGUCUUCUUUGGGGUGUAUGCCGGCAUUAUCAACAACCAAUCGUUCAGCCGAUUCGUGAGGUUGAAUGCGCUGCAAGCGGUCCUGCUGUCGGUCAUCCUGAUCCUGCCUGGCCUGCUGGAAAGCGUGUUCCUGCAGAGCCCUCCCCGGGGCACUGCCCUGCAAAUCUACAUCCAGCUCAGCAACGCCAUCUGGCUCUUCACCUCUGUCUGCGUCGCCUAUGGCAUUGGCGCGAGCCUGGCUGGACGCGUCGCGCAGCUGCCUUUCGUCAGCAGUGCGGCAGAGGCACAGGUCCGCUGA